AUGGGUCCUUUCUCUCAGCUCCACUCUCGGCACAAGCAGGUUGUUGUGGGCCUCGUCGUGGUGUUCCUCUUCGUGGGCGCCCUUCUCUACUUCAACCCUGCUGUCCUGACCGAUGGCACCGGCGCCUCGCCCCACUCGCGUGGCCUGAAGGACUCUCCACUCGAGGCUCACCUCCGCUACCCUCUUCAGCAGGCGUACCACAAGUACAAGCCGUCAUCAACGCACUACUCCAUCACCAUCGUUGCUGACAUGGACAAGGCCUCCAAGACUGACGACAAGAAGUGGCGCAGCACGCUGAAGAGCGGCACGCUCACGCGCAACCCCGAGACCAAGAAGUACACCAUCGCCUGGGAUAGCGAGAUGGAUGUUACGUCGGUGUUCAACGACGGAUCUCGAGGAAUGGAGCUGUCGGAGCUGGCCUACUUCAACGAGCAGCUCCUUACCUUUGACGAUCGCACCGGCAUCGUGUACUUUGUCGAGGGCGAGAAGGUGAUCCCCAAGCACAUCCUCAUGGAUGGCAACGGUCACAUCGACAAGGGCCUGAAAAUCGAGUGGGCGACGGUCAAGGACUCGCACCUCUACGUGGGGUCCACCGGUAAGGAGUGGACGACCGGCAAGGGGGAGUUUGUGAACAACAACCCGCAGUGGAUUGCGAAGAUUGACGCCGAGGGUCGCAUCGAGCGUAUCGAUUGGGGCCAGCACUACACCGCUCUCAGGAAAGAGACGAACACGCUGUUCCCCGGCUACCUGCUGCACGAGGGCAUACGCUGGAACGCCGCCCUCAGGCGGUGGUUCUUCCUCCCGCGCCGAGUCUCCACGGAUCCGUACGAUGAGGCGCUGGACGAGUCGCGCGGCUCUGACACGGUGAUCUCCAUGAACGAGCAGUUCGCAGACAUCCGCAUCUCGCACGUGGGAGUCAACGAGCCCACGCACGGAUUCUCGACGUUCCAGUUCGUCCCGUUCCGCGAACACGAGGUCGUGGCCCUCAAGACCGAGGAACACCAGGACAAGAUCUCCACCUACAUCAUGGUGUUCGAUCUCGAAGGCCGAGUAUUGCUGGAGGAGACCCUCGUCGGCAACGUCAAGUUCGAAGGCAUCGAGUUCCUCUAA
Molecule: messenger RNA, 1110 nt
Organism: Acanthamoeba castellanii str. Neff
Lineage: Eukaryota; Discosea; Longamoebia; Acanthamoebidae
Product: Ca2+dependent endoplasmic reticulum nucleoside diphosphatase isoform 3, putative
Exons: 13
Coding region: 1-1110 (369 amino acids)
Biological process (GO): proteoglycan biosynthetic process
Molecular function (GO): GDP phosphatase activity; UDP phosphatase activity; calcium ion binding
Source: RefSeq, a predicted model, not a curated record